AGCUGCGGCGCGUGACGCGGGGCGCGCGGCUCCGGCGGCUACCGCGGGCGGGCGCAGGCGACGGGGACGGCGGGCUAGCGGGCGGCAUGGCGGCGGCAGGGCUCGCGUCAGGGCCGACGGGGCCCGAGCCCAUGCCAAGCUACGCGCAGCUAGUGCGGCGCGGCUGGGGCAGCGCGCUGGCGGCGGCGCGGGGCUGCACGGACUGCGGCUGGGGGCUGGCGCGCCGCGGCCUGGCCGAGAACGCGCACCUGGCGCCGCCCGAGCUGCUGCUGCUGGCCCUAGGCGCGCUGGGCUGGACCGCUCUGCGCUCCGCGGCCACCGCGCGCCUCUUUCGGCCCCUAGCGAAGCGGUGCCGCCUCCAGCCCAGAGAUGCCGCCAAGAUGCCAGAGAGUGCUUGGAAGUUUCUCUUCUACCUGGGCAGCUGGAGCUACAGUGCCUACCUGCUUUUUGGCACCGACUACCCCUUCUUCCAUGACCCACCCUCUGUCUUCUACGAUUGGACGCCGGGCAUGGAGGUGCCACGGGACAUUGCAGCUGCCUACCUGCUCCAGGGAAGCUUCUACGGCCACUCCAUCUACGCCACGCUGUACAUGGACACCUGGCGUAAGGACUCGGUGGUCAUGCUGGUCCACCACGUGGUCACCCUCGUCCUCAUCGUGUCCUCCUACGCCUUCCGGUACCACAAUGUGGGCAUCCUUGUGCUUUUCCUGCACGAUAUCAGCGACGUGCAGCUUGAGUUCACCAAGCUCAACAUCUAUUUCAAGUCCCGCGGCGGCUCCCACCACCGGCGGCAUGCCCUGGCGGCAGACCUGGGCUGCCUCAGCUUCGGCUUCAGCUGGUUCUGGUUCCGCCUCUACUGGUUCCCACUCAAGGUCCUGUACGCCACGAGUCACUGCAGCCUGCGCGUGGUUCCUGACAUCCCCUUCUACUUCUUCUUCAACACGCUCCUGCUGCUGCUCACCCUCAUGAACCUCUACUGGUUCCUGUACAUCGUGGUGUUUGCAGCCAAGGUGUUGACGGGCCAGGUGCGAGAGCUGAAAGACCUUCGGGAGUAUGACGCAGCGGAGGCCCAGAGCCUGAAGCCCAGCAAAGCCGAGAAGCCACUGAGGAACGGCCUGGUGAAGGACAAGCGCCUCUGAACCCCUAGGCCCCGCCCCCGUGGACCCGGCCCCACCCGAAAACCACGCCCCCAUCCGUGGCGCUCCCCCACCCCCUCCUCUACCUCUGGUCCUCUAGGGUCGCAGCCACCUCCCUUGGGACCCCCGCCGCCUCAUCCUGCCUCUACUCCCCGGCCACGCCCCCCAGGACCCCCUGCCCCUCUAGGAACACUGGCCCCGCCCUCAGCCCACUGGUCCCGCGCCGCGGUGGACCCUGCACACACACUGUCCAUCGCCUGGAAGGAAGAUGCCACCGCCGCGGCAAGGUCCCAGCUGCCACCACCACCACCUCCUCCUCCUGGCCCUGCUGCUGCCCUCGCUGCCCCCGACCCGCGCCCACGUGCCCUCAGGCCCCGCUACCGCCGCCCUGCUCCAGGCUCUCGGACUGCACGAUGCGCCUCAGGGCGCCCCCAGGCUCCGUCCGGUUCCCCCGCUCAUGUGGCGCCUGUUUCGACGCCGGGACCCCCAAGAGACCUGGUCGGGCUCGCGACGGACGUCCCCAGGGGUCACCCUGCAACCGUGCCACGUGGAGGAGCUGGGGGUCGCCGGAAACAUUGUGCGCCACAUCCCGGACCGAGGUGCGCCCACCCGGGCCCCGGAGCCUGCCUUGGCCGCGGGGCAUUGCCCCGAGUGGACCGUCGUCUUCGACCUGUCGGCUGUGGAACCCGCUGAGCGCUCGAGCCUGGCCCGCCUGGAGUUGCGUUUCGUGGCGGCGGCGGCAGCGGCUCCGGAGGGCGGCUGGGAGCUGAGCGUGGCGCUGGCGGGCCAGGGUGCAGGCGCGAGCCCCGGGCCGGUGCUGCUCCGCCAGGCGGUUCCCACCCUGGGGCUGCCGGUGCGCGCAGAGCUGCUGGGCGCCGCCUGGGAUCGCAAUGCCUCGUGGCCGCGUAGCCUCCGCCUGGCGCUGGCGCUGCGCCCCCGGGUCCCUGCGGCCUGCGCGCGCCUGGCUGACGCCUCGCUGCUGCUGGUGACCCUCGACCCGCGCCUAUGCCACCCUCUUGCCCGGCCGCGGCGCGGCGCCGAACCCGUGUUGGGCGGCGGUCCUGGGGGCGCGUGUAGCGCACGGCGGCUAUACGUGAGCUUCCGCGAGGUGGGCUGGCACCACUGGGUCAUCGCGCCGCGCGGCUUCCUGGCCAACUAUUGCCAGGGUCAGUGCUCGCUGCCCGCCGCGCUGUCUGGGCCCGGGGGUCCGCCUGCGCUCAACCACGCCGUACUGCGCGCGCUCAUGCACGCAGCCGCCCCUGGAGCCGCCGACCUGCCCUGCUGCGUGCCCGCGCGCCUGUCGCCCAUCUCCGUGCUCUUCUUUGACAACAGCGAUAACGUGGUGCUGCGGCAGUAUGAGGACAUGGUGGUGGACGAGUGUGGCUGCCGCUAACCAGGCGCAGGCAGGAAUGCGGGCCCAAUAAACGCCCCCGUGGUCUGCUCUGCUGGUCUCCUCGGACUCCUUGCCUGGGGGUGGGGGUGGUGACCUCCGACCCAAGGUGAAGCAGCCCCCAUAGGCCCAGGUGCUGCCCACGGGAGGGACCCAGGGGCAGGGGUCGCCCUCGUUCAGUCCUGCAGGCAGCUGUGUCCUUUCUGGGCUUUGCCUCAGUCUUCCUCUGGAUUCCUUCAUACCCCGACCCCUCACCCAGGCGGGGCCCCAGCCCCCUCCGUCCCCUGCAGUUCAUCCAGCCCUUGGUGUGUAGGCAAAACUGUUUAUUAAUAUUUUAUUGGUGACAAAAGAAUUUAAAUUGACCAAAAAUCAAGAGUUACAUUGCCUUGGUACAGCGCGCCUGGGUUUGUCAAGGUCAGUGGCUGCUGCUACACAGCUGGAGAACACAGCACAGGGCGAAGCAGAGGCAAAGGGGCCCAGCCCAACAGCUGGGGUGGGGCGGCAGCGCCCCUCAGGCCACUGCAGGGUCACAGCGGAAACCUAGCCGGGACUGUGCCUCUACACGGCCUGCCGGAAGAAGGGGAAACCGAAAGCCCUAGAGCAAUGGGAAUAAAUAUGAGUCCCUGCCAGAAGGAAGGCGGCCUGUACGUCCCCGUCUGUCCCAUGCAGAAGCGGGAACCUGGACGCGUUCAGCGCAGUGCCAGGGACAGCCCCAGGCCCAGGCUGGGGGAGGCUGCAGGCCUGGCCACCAGGCAGAAUGAUGCCCCAAGCUAGGUGUUCGAGGGGCUGGAGCAGCUCUCCCAGCUAAAACGACCCCGCACUCCCAGCCUCUCACACAGAACGUGAUUUCUGUGACUUGUUUCCUUACCCCAACGGCAGCCAUGGCCCCAUCAGCAAAGCUGCUUGACAGGCAGAGCUCCCACUUCAGGGGAGUGCUGUGUAGCGCCCUGUGUCUAACCAGCGCAGGACUGUGGUACCUGCUGGGGACGGGGACAGGCCCUCUUGUCCUUCCACCAAAUCCUUCGAAGGACCCCGGGAGAAAGCCAUCGAUCCGGGAACAGCCACAUUCUCAGCCCCUGGCCACAGGGUCAGUCCUGGCCAAGGCGCGUCUCAGUGAGGCCAAAAGCACGUUCCUCACAGGCUCAGGGCCCUUCGCGGAGUCCGGGCAGGAAGCAGCUUGGCUUCUGAGUCCAGCGGAGAACGAGCACCUUCCAGGCUCGGCAGGCAGCUACCCCAGCGGCCUGAUCACCCGCUUCUUGAAGCCGUUGGAAGCUAAAACCUACAACAAAAAUCCUCUGGGCCUAGGCACAGGUGUUGCUCCUCUUCUCCAGUGGCGCUGGCUUGUUUAAACUGUGUUUCUGGAAGCUUCUCGUAUCUCCCAGGUCCACCGCUAAGAUUUUAGAUAUAAACUUAGGAAAGUAUUUUUCAGUACUCCUUUAAAAGAAUCUUG
This is a messenger RNA of Sapajus apella (tufted capuchin), 3976 nucleotides long. RefSeq names its product growth differentiation factor 1 (gene GDF1). Gene Ontology annotation, biological process: SMAD protein signal transduction; BMP signaling pathway. Gene Ontology annotation, molecular function: cytokine activity; growth factor activity. The record is from RefSeq and is a predicted model, not a curated record. The transcript is spliced from 8 exons. The coding region runs from base 1405 to 2529 and encodes 374 amino acids. Lineage: Eukaryota; Metazoa; Chordata; Mammalia; Primates; Cebidae. Gene Ontology annotation, cellular component: extracellular region.